CCUCUCAUCAUUUAGAGAAACCAAAGGAGGAGACCGUAUUUUACCACGAUUCCAGAUGCAACAAGGCGAGGCUUUAUGUGGAUUAGGAAGUAAACCAGUAUAUUUUUAUUUUACAGUUGAUCCUCUAAAGUCAUAGGAGAUAAAACUUCACCGGGAAUCAGACAAUGUAAGGAUUUUCUUCCACCGCUUUUUUAACCGACUGCAGACAGGCACCAAAGCUGACCUCGGUGCGCACCAGAGGGGGGAGCAGAGCUGACGGCCAGAACCUGUAACUUUGUUGAAAUGAUGCUCAACUUUUCCCACCGUUCAUUGUUCCCAGCUGUGGUAGUGGCUGUUCUCACAGCUGUUAAAGUUGCUGAAAGUCAGGUGGUUGCUGAGGACAUUUGGAUGUCCUCCACCUCAUCUCCAGGUUAUCCCACCGUCAACUUUAAGGUGCUCAAUGUGAACCACGUGUUUCUGAGGCAGAACACUCCAGAGCUAUCAGGGAACUCCAGCAUGAAGGCUCAGACUCAAACUUUUGUCAUCACUGGUCCAGGUGCUGGGCUUCUCCAGCCAUCUAUCAACGCUUCAUAUGGCCCCCUGACUGUAGAUGCCCCAAUACCUCCAGACCAGCUCCUCAGUGGGCGCAAGAUUCUGCCAGUCAUUUUGGUCCGCCAGAUUCGUUCCUCAUCCCCUGUUGUCAAGAUUCUCUUCCACAUGCCCACAGAAAGUGGCAUUACUGUUGGGCAAGAGAGGAUGGGGUUGGGAGAAGAUAAUGGGAGCGCUGGAGCCAACGCAAAGGAUGGAGCUCACUGUGUGACGGCUUAUGCAUUCUGGGAGACAAGGGAAGUUCGUGGGGCAUGCCUGGUGUCUCCAGGUGGAUUCUGUGUGGCACAUCUGAAGCCAGAACCCACCUGGUUCAGCUCAGCUAGCCGAUCAGACAGCUCUAGCAGGGAAGCAGGAAGAAACGAGGGAAUUAAGGGGCUUCAGGGGAACCUUGUGGAGGUCUACUUCCAGAGUCGGAAGGAUCAGACGGGCCGGUGUACCCCGCAGGAUAGCCUGCAACGUGUAGGAGUGGGAAGAGGAAGAGACUCUGGGGGAUCAGGGACACCGAUGAAGCGGAUAGGAAGUGUCAGUCUGCUCAGAACUCCACCAGGGAACCCGAUCUAUUUUCGACUGAGGCUAGGAGGCGCUGUGGUGAUCCAGACUUCUUCUAAGCCUCUGAAGACCACAGACAUCGCAACUUUCUAUGUCUUCCUGGCAAGCACAUCUACCCUGGAAAAUUUCACUCUCAGGGCAACAGCAAAAACGGGCCUGUCAUUUAGUGCAGCGCGACCCAGUGACUCUGCGCUGUGGGACAUCGUAGUGGAGCCUGGCAGAGGAGCAACUCCCAACACUGUCUCUGUUGUCUGUCAGAGGAAGGUUGCAAUCACCGCAAAGAGGGGUCUUCUGGAAGUUUUACAACUGGACUUUGUUCCAAAAGAUGUUUCGGAGCAGGCUGAGAGUCAGAUGAUCUCCUGGCGUCUGGAGUUGAUGGGGAACAUCAAGGAUGUGGGCAUAAUGCGGAUAUAUACAACUCAGCGAGACUAUGUAGGGUUGGCACCUCUGGUCAUGAACACUGAUAUUUUGAAUACUGCGGUGCUGACGGGCAAAAUGGUGUCUGUCCCUGUAAAGACUCUGGCUGUGGAGGCUGAUGGCUCAGUCACUGAUGUGACCAACUACACCAGCUGUAGGUCUACAGAUGAGGAUGUACUGAAGGUGUCAGAGCGAUGUGAAUAUGUGUUUGUCAAUGGGAAGGAGACUAGAGGAAAGAGCAGGGUGAUGCUCAACUUCACUUAUGGUUUCCUGAGUGCUCAGCUGGAGAUGAGUGUAUGGAUGCCCCGUCUGCCUUUGCUAAUAAAUGUGGCUGACCCCGAGCUCAGCCAGAUUAAAGGCUGGAGGGUCCCUGUUACUACUGGCAACAGGAGGUCAACAUGGGACAGUGAGGAAGAGGAGGAUAUGAGGAAGGGCAGGGGUUGCAUGCUGCAGUACCAGCAUUCUACACUCAGGGUGCUAACACACUUCAUAGCCCAGGCUGACGCUGAGGUGCUGCCUGAUCCGCUAACGGGGGCAGAGCCUGUAGAGUACUUUCUGGGUCCUGACUGGCAGGUGGAUGUGACCAAUCUUGUACGCUAUUCUCUAAAGGUGAUAGAUCUUGAUGUAGCCAGGGUGCAGGAUGGGGUGGUGCUGCAGGGACGUGCUGUGGGCACCACUACUGUGCAGGUGCUGUCUCCUCUGACGUCAUCGGUCCUGGCUGAGAGGAGCAUCAGGGUGGUGGAUGACAAAGUGAGUGUGACUGAGCUGGGGGUGCAGUUGGUUUCUGGACUCUCUCUGUCCCUACAGCUCAGCCCAGGGAGCAACAGGGCCAUUGUCGCCACGGCAACCACUCGGGAGACGAUCACGCAGCUCAAACAGGAAGCAGUGGUCAGCUGCUGGGUUCAGUUCAGCGAUGGCGCAGUCGCUCCACUAGAGCUGUUUGACCGCAGUAUCUACUCUUUGACAGUCUCUACCCCAGAUGAGGGGGUGGCCACAGUGCGUCGCACCCCGCAGUACACAUUUGUAGUAGCACAGGGUGAAGGUGAAGGCCAGGGGGCGCUAGUUAGAGUGGAGCUGAGGAUCUGUGAGGAAUGCCAGAAGUCCAAGAGGAAGAGCAAGUUGGCAGUGGGCACGGGGCUUCUCAAGAUCAACUUCCAGAGUAGCAGCAGAUUCGUAGCAGGAGAAGGAGGUGUUGGUGAUGCGGUUGGCACUGAUGGAAAUAUAGAUUUUGAUGGUGGUGCAUCAGAAGUGCUGGGUGAGCUUAAAACAACAGUGACUUCACAGAAUGCCGGGACAGAUAUGGAUAAAUGGUUGUUCAGAAGCACCACCAAGUCCACCAAGGCACUAGCUACCAUCUCAGCCACAUUUCCAACAAAAUAUAUGCAGCCACAUGUUGUGUGGAUUGGAAGUACAACCACAGCUACAAGACGUAACACGUAUACUGACAUUCCCACGACUACCACUACAACUAUGAGCAAACAAAGCUUAAAUACACCACUGAGCACUACCAGACCUGUAGACGCAGCAGUCGGUUUAGUUAGCGAAGGAGAAGGGCAGAAGAGAAGCUAUGGAAACAUGCUUGACAACCCCAAUUCAGCCGUCAAAAAUGACAUUCCUAAAGCAGAAGUGACACCCAAGAAGGAGCUUCCUAAAUCUAAAACUCCAAAAGUAAUUGAGAGUGACCUCAUUAGGACAUUCAGAGCCAUGUCGGACUUGGAAAUUGGCAUGUAUGCCUUGGUGGGGGUCUCCUGUGUAGCUCUCUUGGCUUUUUUGCUCAACUGUGCUUCGUAUAACCUCUGUUUCCGGAAUCACAAGACCCCCAUACAGGCAGGCCUGGCUCCCAAUGGGGACCCGAAGGAUCACAAGCACGACUGGGUGUGGCUGGGGAGCAACAAUCAUAGCACUCCCGCACCAGGUGCUCCAGCUCAAGUGUCCACUCUAAAACGUGAGGCUCAUUGCCCUCUGGAGUCCCAUCAUUCCAUAGACUCCAUUGGCCACCCCACCCUGGAGAGCACCCUGCCCACUGUGAGCACCUCUGCUGUCCCUGAAAGGACUGCCACCCUGGGCCGCAGCAGAAACAGCUCCCAGCAGCAGCAGUUUCAGGGAAAGGCAAUCGACCCCAUGGCGAACCGUUCAGCCACUUUGCUUGCCAGGCCACAUCGCAGUGAGCCACUUCAUUCCCCAACCAGUAAGCGGAACCAGGUUCAGUUCACCACCUUCACCACGCUGGACAUCAAGCACUUAUCUGCACUGAAGAAGAAUGGUGUGGACUUAAACUGGGCCAACCAGCAGACACAGCAACACCAGGCCCCUGCUGAGCCCCAGACACCUUUACCUGACAUGCCAUGGCCUGUGGUCAAAACUCUAGGAGAGCCCCAGUGAUUUCAUUGGGCUGUGUCUAUCUGUGUGUGUGCAUCAGUAAGAGAGAGAGAGAGAACAAAAAAGUGUACAUACAGAGGAUGUUCUGGUGUUGAAUGUCUAAAAGAAAAUAAUCUGGCUUUUUGAUAAAAGAUGAAUCACUUAAGGAGAUGUAUUUAUUGAGAUUAGAUCAAAAGGAUAUUUUAUAUUAAUAAAGUGUGUGAAAGCCUGUAAAUACAUUAUAUAAUGGUGUACCCAUGAAGGGCAGCAUAAGAGAUACUGUGUUAAUUUUUUAAAGAUCCAAAGCGAUUAGCAUGAUUUUAUCCUCUGUCUUGUAUUUGAAAAAGAUGUGCUCUCCAGAUCAGAUGUUGUAAAUAUACAUAUAUCUAUUCUAUUACUUAUUUCUACAUUUUGAACUCAAAACAAAUAAAUUUUCAUCUCUUUUUGCUUUUGUACAAUUCUGUUGCCCCCGUGGAAACCGCUCCAGAUAUUGUUAGCUGACAGUGUAAAUGCAGUACGGGAAGGAUUAUUUGUUGUAAGUAAAUCUAUUCUUUUCCAGCCUUUUGUACUUGAUUUCUAGGAUUCCUCCAGAGAAUACCUGAAGAGUCUGUGCAAUUUGUCAGAGAAUAUGCAACAUUUAUCAAGUUAUUUUGAGCAAUCUGUCACUGUAGUUUUCAGCGGAUAUUUAUUCAAAUCAAAUGCAUGCUAUGCAAAUAUAGUCUGUGCAGAGUUUGAAGUGGACAUUGUUUCUGAAUUUUUUAGCAAAGUUACCUUGGGCUUAAGGCUUCUCUUGGGGACCUGGUUCUACUAUGUGUAAAAAUGUCUAAUCUCAGUCUCUUCACACAGAGGAAUACAUAUUCAACUCUAAGAUUUUUCAUGUGUGAAUGAAAAAUGAUGAUGCCUUUUUCUAUGUAGCGUCCUCAUAUUUAUAAACCAAAAUGUGAUGUGUAUUUCCUGUGAGAUCCUGUCAAUAAAGAAUAAAUGGAUACAUUU
Molecule: messenger RNA, 4905 nt
Organism: Micropterus salmoides (largemouth bass)
Lineage: Eukaryota; Metazoa; Chordata; Actinopteri; Centrarchiformes; Centrarchidae
Product: transmembrane protein 132C
Exons: 10
Coding region: 283-3936 (1217 amino acids)
Source: RefSeq, a predicted model, not a curated record